Platichthys flesus (European flounder) is the source of this 1211-nucleotide messenger RNA. RefSeq names its product calcium-activated potassium channel subunit beta-4-like. Gene Ontology annotation, biological process: potassium ion transport; detection of calcium ion. Gene Ontology annotation, molecular function: potassium channel regulator activity; calcium-activated potassium channel activity. The transcript has 4 exons. The record is from RefSeq and is a predicted model, not a curated record. Bases 1 to 789 code for a protein of 262 amino acids. NCBI's taxonomy places the organism in Eukaryota, Metazoa, Chordata, Actinopteri, Pleuronectiformes, Pleuronectidae. Gene Ontology annotation, cellular component: membrane; voltage-gated potassium channel complex.
AUGGCGAAGAUCCGGGUGUCGUACGAGUAUUCGGAGGCGGAGGAUAAGAGCAUCCGUCUGGGCUUGUUCCUGAUCGCCUGCGGGAUCCUGAGCCUCUUCAUCCUCGGCUUCUGCUGGCUGAGCCCGACGCUGCAGAGCCUCCAGAGCAAGCCGGCCAACUGCACGGUGGUGUCGGUGCUGCGUCCGGAGGAGAUGUUCGAGUGUGUGUUCACGUGUGGAGCCGACUGCAAAGGGACGUCCCUCUAUCCCUGUCUCCAGAUCUUCGUCAACAACUCGGAGUCCAGCUCGGUGGCUCUGCUGCACUUCGACGAGCAGCAGCUGGUCCUGAACCCGAAGUGCUCCUACGUCCCUCCCUGUGAGCGGGACAACCAGAAGAACAGAGACAGCGUCCUGUGGUGGGAGGACUACUUCACCAAGGAGGUCAGCAGCCAGGCCUUCACCUGCUUCUUCAACCAGCAGAGGAGGCCCGAUGACGUGUUGUGGCGUCGCUCCCAUGACACCAGCGUCCUGCUGCACUGUGUCCUCUGGCCCAUGGUGUCCCUGCUGCUGGGGACGCUCAUCGUGCUGCUCACGGUGUGCGCUCGCUCCCUCGCCGUCCGGGCCGAGGCGCUGCAGAAGAGGAAAUGCUCCUACGAGGUUUGCCAGGACCUGUCUGCCACCGCCUCAGAGCGCCGCGGCACCAAGGCCGGAGACCCCCCCUCCACCAACUCGGAGGCCGAGCUGUCCUCGCCCUCAAGGACCCUGCCGCUGUUCGCGGUGCCGGUGCGACGCCGCGACCGAGAACAUUAGGAAGGAACUGAAAGUUGUUUUAAGGUCAUCAAGUCUUUUCUCUAAAGAUGCUGACGAGCCGACACCGAGAGCGGUUUGAUUAAUCUGAAGACAUGAGGUGAAGCUGGAAGCCUCGUUUCCCCUGUGGCCACUAGAUGUCAGCAGAAUCACUUUAGAGAAACAUCUGCACUUUUUCUCAGAUCUGAACGAACUCGAUCUGCGAGGAAUCCGAACCCUCCGAUCAUAAUCAGCUUUUCUUCUGUGGUAGCAUCAUCACAAACGGUUAUUUAAAGACAGGAAACAUGCGUCAGAUUCAAGUGAACUGGACUUUACUGUCGCUCUUCUCUUAUCCCAGUUUCCCAGCAGCCAAACCAGUGGUCGAACAGUGAAGAGCGUUCAAGAGGGUUUUAUUCAUGUUCCUGAACCUGAGACACAUGUUGCAC